This is a messenger RNA of Helianthus annuus (common sunflower), 408 nucleotides long. RefSeq names its product receptor-like protein kinase FERONIA. Gene Ontology annotation, cellular component: plasmodesma; plasma membrane. The transcript is spliced from 2 exons. The record is from RefSeq and is a predicted model, not a curated record. Bases 1 to 408 code for a protein of 135 amino acids. Gene Ontology annotation, biological process: protein autophosphorylation. Gene Ontology annotation, molecular function: ATP binding; transmembrane receptor protein tyrosine kinase activity. NCBI's taxonomy places the organism in Eukaryota, Viridiplantae, Streptophyta, Magnoliopsida, Asterales, Asteraceae.
AUGGAAAUGGGUUUCCUAUCAAAGGAGUCUGAUGUGUACUCUUUUGGAGUAGUGUUGUUUGAAAUUUUGUGUGGGAGAUUAUGCUAUGAGUAUCAUAAUCAUGAGUUGACUAAAAUUUUAGUGCCAGAGUGGAGACGUUGCUACGAUGAAAAUAGGUUAGAUGAGAUUAUUCUUCCUGGUCUGAAAGAACAAAUGCAUCCAGGUUCUUUGAAAUCAUUUUCGGCCAUUGCCUACCAAUGUGUGAUGAGAGAUCAUGAAGAGCGGCCGACAAUGGGUGAGGUCGUAGAAGAACUUGAGUUUUCACUCGAACAACAAAUGAUACAUAUUCGGUUUAGUAUGAUAACUUAUGUAAUUUGGGGUGAUAAGCGGGCAAUUCAAAUAACUGCCGGAACAGUUAUUCCCGCCUAA